CCUGUGCGGACUGUUUGUUGGUUCUGCUGUUGUCAGACAGCGUUGGCAGGUGGAGGCGUCUGCUGUGUACUUUGGACAGAGAGGGGGUACUGCGGCCCCUCUCCUACAGCCGGUCUUGCUGGAUCCUGAGCCCAUAUACAGCUCGGGGCAGGGGGAUGCCGAAAUGUCCCUCAUUUGCCUGUCAGACUAUGAAGCCUACGCUAAAGAUCACUUACCUAAAGCCACUUGGGAAUACUACGCCGCAGGAGCUGACGAUUGCUGCACGCGGGAUGACAACUUACUCGCUUUCAAACGGAUUCGUCUGCGGCCUCGGAUGCUGCGAGAUGUGUCGGUGACGGAUACUAAGACCACAGUUCUAGGUACUGAGAUCAGUGCUCCAAUCGGGAUAGCGCCCACAGCCUUCCACUGCUUGGCGUGGCCGGAUGGGGAGAUGAGCACAUCCAGAGCGGCGGAGGCUAUGGACGUAUGCUACGUCGCCAGCACCUACUCCACCUGUUCCGUGGAGGAGAUUGUGACGGCUGCUCCCACCGGUUUCAGAUGGUUCCAGUUGUACGUAUACCGCGACCGCAAACUAUCGGAGCAGCUGGUGCACCGGGUGGAGGCGCUGGGCUUCAAGGCGCUGGUUCUGACCGUGGACGUUCCGUACACCGGCAAGCGCAGGAGCGACAUCCGCAACAACUUCCGUCUCCCGCCGCACCUCAAGGUCAAAAACUUUGAGGGGGUAUUUGAGGACCACUGUGGCCCUGAUAAUUAUGGGGUCCCAGCUAACACCCUGGACGCGUCCAUCAGUUGGAAGGACAUCUAUUGGCUAAGGAGCCUGACCCGCCUGCCAAUCAUCAUCAAGGGAAUAUUGACCAAGGAGGACGCAGAGCUGGCCGUGGAACAUGGCGUGCAAGGGAUCAUUGUGUCCAACCACGGGGGCCGACAGCUGGACGGGGAGCUGGCCACGGACUUGUGUCCACAGAUUGAUGCCCUGUCGGAGAUCGUGGAUGCAGUCCAGGGCCGGAUUGAGGUGUAUAUAGACGGAGGGAUCCGGACAGGGAGCGAUGUCCUGAAGGCGUUGGCUCUGGGAGCAAAGUGCGUCUUCAUUGGUCGACCCAUCGUCUGGGGUCUCGCGUACAAGGGAGAAGAGGGCGUCCGGGGGGUGCUGCAGAUCCUGACUGAUGAAUUCCGUCUGUCCAUGGCACUCUCGGGGGCCCGGGGCCACACAGCCGUGACGGUUCUCCAAGGAGACAUCUGUGACGUGGAAUUCCUCCAUAAAUCCUGCCGGGGGGUGGACCUGGUCAUUCACACAGCAGCCAUUAUCGAUACGGUGGGCAAAGUCAGCAAGGAGACGCUCAUAGCCAUCAACGUGACAGGUACGGAGAAGCUUCUGGAGGCCUGCGUGCAGAACAACGUGCGGCACUUUAUCUACACCAGCAGUAUUGAGGUGGUGGGCCCCAAUACCCGAGGUGACCCCAUCGUAGACGGGAAUGAGGAACUGGUGUACGAGAGUAACUUGGGAUUCUGCUAUGGACAGAGCAAGAGUCAGGCCGAGCAGGCCGUGUUGAGGGCCAAUGGCCGGGAACUCCAAGAUGGAGGAACUCUCGCCACAUGCUCCCUGCGGCCAACGUACAUCUUCGGAGAAGGGUCUCAGUUCCUGCUGCUGCACCUCGACCAGGCUGUACUAAAUGGCAGCGUGUUCCACCGCAUCUCGAGGAAGGAAGCCUUGGUCAAUCCCGUGUAUGUGGGUAAUGUUGCCUGGGCGCAUAUACUGGCUGCUCGGGCAAUGAGAAACCCGGACAGGGCUAAAAAAGUUGCAGGAAACUUUUACUACAUCUCUGACGACACCCCUGCUAUGAGCUACUCAGACUUAAAUUACGCCCUGGGCAAGGAGCUGGGCCUGGGAGUGGAGGACAGACUGGCCAUGCCAUUUCCGCUGCUCUACUUUGUGGCCUUUCUGUUGGAGGUGGCCAGUGUCCUUCUUCGGCCAUUUGUCAGGUACGUGCCGCCGUUCACCAGGCACCUACUGAUACUGCUGAAUACCACCUUCAACUUCUCCUACAGGAAGGCCCAGCGGGAUAUGGAGUACAAGCCUCGCUAUAGCUGGGAAGAGGCCAGACAGCUUACCAUGGCCUGGAUGGAGUCCGUGCUACCCCAGCGCAGGAAGCUUCUGAGUAAGAAGAAGUAGUCAUUGCAGGUGCAUGAUGGGAUGCAUGACCACGUGACCAAAGUACUAGUAUGUAUCUUGUGGCAGGCACCCUGAGGCUCUCCAGCUGUAGUGUACUCCCAGAGCAUGCUGGGAGUUGUAGUUCCAGCACACUCUCUACCUCUCCCAUAGAGGGUAUUCUGGUUAGAGGCUAAAAUAGAAAACCUAUGCCCUUAUUUAUCAAUGAGUGAUACAUUUCACUGUGAGUGAUAAAUUGCACCAGCCAAUCCGCUCCUAACUUCCAUGUCACAGGCUGGGUGUGAAAAAUGACAGUUAGGAGCGGAUUGGCUGGUGAAAUGUAUCACUCAUUGAUAAAUAAGGGCACUAGUAUGCAUUGCAAUCAGUGAUAGUCACCAGAAGUGAUCUAAAGGAAGGAAAGCUAGGAGUUGCUGCCGCUACCCCCUUCCCAAUCUCUCCUGGUGCCCCCUACUGCAGUGACGCACUGUUCUGCCCCUGAGUAAUAGGGAGAAGUUUAAUUACAUUAGAGGGGAGAUGUACCAAGCCUUGGAGAGUGAUAAAGUGGAGACCUUGGUGGUCAUUCCGAGUUGUUCGCUCGCUAGCAGUUUUUAGAAGCCGUGCAAACGCUAUGCCGCCUCCCAGUGGGAGUGUAUUUUAGCUUACCAGAAAUGCGAACGAAAGGAUCACAGAGCGGCUACAAAAUAAUUUUGUGCAGUUUCAGAGUAGCUUCAGACCUACUCAGCUCUUGCGAUCACUUCAGACUGUUCAGUUCCUGUUUUGAUGUCACGAACACGCCCUGCGUUCGCCCAGCCACGCCUGCGUUUUUUCAAACACUCCCUGAAAACGGUCAGUUGACACCCAGAAACACCCACUUCCUGUCAAUCACUCUGCGGUCAGCCGUGCGACUGAAAAGCUUCGCUAGACCUUGUGUGAAACUACAUCGUUCGUUGUAAUAGUACGAUGCGCGUGCGCAUUGCGCCGCAUAUGCAUGCACAGAAGUGCCGGGUUUUUUUGCCUGACCGCUGCUCAGCAAACGAAAGCAGCUAGCGAUCAACUCGGAAUGACCCCCCUUGUGAAAGUAACUAAUCAGCUCCUGUCCUUUCAUAGACGUUUGGUACAUCUCCACCACACUGUGUGCAGCGCUGGCAGUUAGACAUCUCUGUACAUAGCCUACGUACGGUAUAGCAGUCUAUAACGCCGGUAUCCCACCCUGGUAAGUGCAGCGAUCAUUAGAGAGUACCAGGUGCUUAUUAUACAGCGGUCUCUGCAUGGUGACAUUUAGUGUUAGCAGUGAGGGCACAGAUAUCACAUGUGGGCAAUAUAUAGAUCACUUAAUCCGUCACGGGGAAUUUGUAUGAUCAUUAAUAUAGAAUGUUCUAUGAUAUAAAACAGAAUUUGUAGCAAAUGAAUAAUAAAUGAUGAAACAAUGACGAUAAAAUCUGACACAAUGUAAAAAUUCAAAUAAAAUGACAUAAAAAUGAAUAAACGGAUAUAAUGAAA
Molecule: messenger RNA, 3646 nt
Organism: Pseudophryne corroboree (corroboree frog)
Lineage: Eukaryota; Metazoa; Chordata; Amphibia; Anura; Myobatrachidae
Product: 2-Hydroxyacid oxidase 2-like
Exons: 9
Coding region: 164-2170 (668 amino acids)
Biological process (GO): fatty acid alpha-oxidation; steroid biosynthetic process
Cellular component (GO): peroxisome
Molecular function (GO): FMN binding; 3-beta-hydroxy-Delta5-steroid dehydrogenase (NAD+) activity
Source: RefSeq, a predicted model, not a curated record